AUGGAUGACAACACGCCCGAUUCUUCAAUUUUGUCUCUUUUGCAUGUCCACAUUCCUCUUUCAUCCUUGCACCAUUCCCACGCCUGCUUCAUCACUACAUCUGUAUACUACCCUAUUUUCUUCACCCAUCACACUUAUCGUCGUUCGUCUCUUUCCCUUUCUUAUCAAUCUGAUUCCAUUUGUCUCCUCAGUUGGGCUACGGUCCCCUCUGUUCCCACCAAAGUUCACCGAUUAUUUUUAAUCGUUGUCCACUGCCCUAUUAUUGUUUGUACAAUAACUGAGGUUGGUCGUGUUGGUUUUGGCUACGGUCAGGCGACAGAGGUGGCGAGUGAUCUCGUGCUUGUAGUUGGGCUACGGUCCCCAUUGUCCCUGCCAAAGUUCAUCGAUUAUUUUAAUCGUUCUUCCCGUAAAAUGAACGAGACAAAAAAUAUCCUGAACUUUUUUACGGAGAAUGAUACUUAUGACCCUAUCACAUUUUUCAAAUGGAUGAGAUAUCGGUAUCAGAAAGACAAACCAGAUGCACAUUCAACAUACCUUAUUUUGAUAGCCCAAGCGAAGGACUCAGUCGAAUGGAAGGAAAAUGCCGUGUUGAUGUCCAACCAAUGGUACAGUCAUCAAGCUGAUGGUACGAUUGCAGAUUUUUGGAGGAAACUGCCGAGAAAGGCUUCGGUCAAAAGGUUGACACAGAUACAGAACGAACAAGCGAUGUCCAACGUAAAACGUCUUUACAAACGAGACAAAACCAUGUCUGAGAUCUUGGACAAAGGACUUGUAGAGGAAGUCAGAUCCGAAGUCGCGUCGACCAGUUCUUCAUCCAAGAAAGAGAAGGAAGAUGCAAGCGAUGUACCCACUGCAGGGGAUUCAACCACAAGUGAUGAGGAGACACUUUACACGCCCUCAGUACUCGUCAAUACAUCAUCAUCACAAAUCGCAUCGACAACUACCCCUAAGUUAGGUGCUGCAGUGGAAGCUUUAGUGGACGAGGAUACCAAUGACCUGCUCUCCGAAUACUCUGAUAACAAUGAUAUUGAUCCACUGGGAAACUUCAUUUCAACGCCAUCAACGCCAUCCAAGAGGCACCAAAACAAACAGGUAGACCGCAAGUUCUUUCAAUCAUACAUCACAAUCAAAAACGUUUCGACCUCUGAGCCCAAAAAAUGCAUGAGAGAAAUCAGGGCAUGUAUUCAACAUGCAACUGCUCCUCAGUAA
Messenger RNA from Phycomyces blakesleeanus NRRL 1555(-), 1209 nucleotides. RefSeq lists its product as hypothetical. The transcript is spliced from 9 exons. The record is from RefSeq and is a predicted model, not a curated record. NCBI's taxonomy places the organism in Eukaryota, Fungi, Mucoromycota, Mucoromycetes, Mucorales, Phycomycetaceae. Bases 1 to 1209 code for a protein of 402 amino acids.